Wasmannia auropunctata (little fire ant) is the source of this 1176-nucleotide messenger RNA. RefSeq lists its product as uncharacterized. The transcript is spliced from 7 exons. Bases 1 to 1176 code for a protein of 391 amino acids. Lineage: Eukaryota; Metazoa; Arthropoda; Insecta; Hymenoptera; Formicidae. The record is from RefSeq and is a predicted model, not a curated record. Gene Ontology annotation, biological process: sensory perception of taste. Gene Ontology annotation, cellular component: axon; dendrite; membrane.
AUGGCUAUGAUAACCAACGUACAACAGGCUCUAUAUCCCUUACUUAUGAUUUGUUCUGUUUUCGGUAUAGGUAUCUACUCUCCGGAAAAAUUUUAUUUAAAUAUUCUGUACAAUCUAACAGUAUGGACCAGUUACGCUUGCCUUUGUUAUUAUAUGGUGACAGCACUUAAGGCAGGAAUAUGGUUCAAUUCAACCUCUAAUGUAGUCUUUGUACGGAUUGGCAUUCUCACUACCAUUAUUUCCAUUAUCAUAAGUGUGUAUCGAGAUAAGAAAUUUAGGUUAUUUAUGAAGAGACUUGCUGCUGUAGACGAUACGUUAGAAGAGCUAGGUACUCCAAAGAUAUAUAAAAAACUGCACACGUGUGCAAAAAGAGUGUUAAUUGGAUGGCUAGUGUGUAGCUACACGAUGAAUGUAAAUGAUAUGAUAUGGUGGUUCUAUACAAUGGAAGAUCGUCGGUGUAUGCUUAUACCAUACGUCACAAAUCAUUUUCAUCACGUCAAUAUGUUAAUGGAUUUGUUACUUAUGACUUUUUUAUGGUACAUUAGCAGUAGAUUUGAUAAAGUGAAUGAACAGAUGAGAUAUUUGGCAAUGAACGAGGAAUAUGGGUUAAAACAUUUAUGGAGAAAAACGGUACCAAUUACUCGUCAAAAUAUCAUGUGCACUAAUUACAAGCGCGUUUUGUGGGUCUCAAUGCAUCUGCACUUAGAGUUAUGUCAAAUCACUCGUGAAUUAAAUACAAUAUUUGGAGCUCAAAUGACUAUAGAAAUGGUAGCCUAUUUGGUAUAUGUAACAAGAAUGAGUGGUUACAUUUUCAUGCAUAUACGAACAAAAGGUCGAUAUGUACCUUCGUUAUUUGUUUGGAUUGGUAUGUCUUUUUUUAUUUUCGUGAAUUUAGCCAGACUCUUCAGCUUAAAUUACAUAUGUGAGAAAAUUACUGUUAAGGCUAAUAAAAUGGAAAAAAUAAUCCAUCAAUUGACAGAUUCUAUUUUCUAUGCUGAUAUUAAUAAUGAGAUUUAUCAAUUUUCACUGCAAAUAAUACAUCAUCCGCUUAAAUUCACUGGAUUGGGUCUCUUCUAUUUUGGCAAUGGUCUCUUACGAAAAUUUAUUGUUGCAAUUACAACGUUUAUGAUCUUCAUAAUACAGAAAGACGUACCAAAAAAGGCAACAGAUUUUUAA